AUGUUCAUGUUACCUGGUGUUCAUUACAUGAAUAAUAGAAUAGAAGAAAUUAAAGACAGCGGUAAUAAAAAAAUUAAAAAAGUUAAAGGGACAGCUCUUCGAGGAGGCAUAUUUAUUCUAACUAUCGGUAUUAUAUUAUGGCUAGCUAUAUUUAUUUACAUUGCAUUUUAUUAUACAUAUAUGCCUGCUUUAACUCAUGUUAGGCCAGUACAUCUUCAAUUUAAAACAUGUGAUAAUCCUGAAAGUUCUAUAUGCAGCUUUCCAGCAACUCAUAUUCCAUUAACAAAAAGGCAAAAUUUUUUAAUGGUUGGCCAAAGUUAUAAAAUUUUUUUGUCUUUUGAAAUGCCAGAAUCGGAAGCGAAUAAAAAUUUAGGAAUGUUUAUGGUUUGUUUAGAAUUAAAUGGUCAAAAUGGAGAACUAGUUGGUCAUUCUUGUAGGCCAGUCAUGCUUCAUUAUAGGAGUAAAUUACUAACUAUAAUAAAAACAUUAGUUUUUUCACCCAUGCUCGUAUUUGGUACAUCUGAAGAAAAACAAAUUGUACAAGUUGAAAUGUUUUCAGAUUUUAGAGAAAAUGAGAAUAUUCCAGUAACUGAUAUGUAUGUUGAAAUUAAAACGAAAAAAAUAGAGUUAUAUUCAUCAUCGAUGCAAAUCCAAGCUCACUUCACCGGCCUUAGAUAUUUAAUGUUUCAUUGGCCGAUUAUUUCUGCAAUUUUCGGUGUUGGAAUUAAUUUAUUUUUAAUUCUUUUCAUAUUACUUUUAUCUUGGUAUCAUUUAUUUGGUAAUGAAGCUAAUACAAGAUACUACUCGAGAAUAUUUAGAGAUAAAAUAACAUUAAAUUUAUUGAAAAAAGAUGAUUCCAAUGAUGAAGAAGAAUCAACAGAAUUGGUAGAACUUACUUCGAAAAAUAAUAAUGCUCUAACUCGACAAAUUUCAAAAUCGGUUAUUCCAAAACAAGUUUUUUUAGUUCAUAUUUAA
Messenger RNA from Pediculus humanus corporis (human body louse), 975 nucleotides. Its product is annotated as Seipin, putative. The coding region runs from base 1 to 975 and encodes 324 amino acids. The transcript is spliced from 4 exons. The record is from RefSeq and is a predicted model, not a curated record. NCBI's taxonomy places the organism in Eukaryota, Metazoa, Arthropoda, Insecta, Psocodea, Pediculidae. Gene Ontology annotation, biological process: lipid storage; lipid droplet organization. Gene Ontology annotation, cellular component: endoplasmic reticulum membrane.